Molecule: messenger RNA, 5214 nt
Organism: Sphaeramia orbicularis (orbiculate cardinalfish)
Lineage: Eukaryota; Metazoa; Chordata; Actinopteri; Kurtiformes; Apogonidae
Product: bromodomain-containing protein 1-like
Exons: 12
Coding region: 328-3873 (1181 amino acids)
Biological process (GO): regulation of transcription by RNA polymerase II
Molecular function (GO): protein binding
Source: RefSeq, a predicted model, not a curated record
GUCAUAACGACUCUCAACUGCAUUGUUGUUGGGGGAAGAGAAGCUCGGGCAGCCGCCGAGGUCUGCUACUUCUAUCAACCUCUGAACCCUCGUAUCGGUCGAUAUUCACCCUAGCUGAAGUAUAACACCUUAAACCGCCUCCGUCGCCCUGGAUACCCGUCGGUCACUUUCAGAUUUCACACGGUUCGUUCAGUGCGAGCCGCGGCCAUUGGAGGAGCUGACUGAAUGUGGAAUUAGCUGCCGCUGUGCUCCGCAGGCCGCGCCGCCAUUGCUCCUGUUUUUAUAAGCUGAUUUCUGGAAAACACCUAGGGUCCUAACGGUUUGAAUAUGAGGAAAAAAGGUCGACAACAACGCCCGACAGUCUUGAAGCGAGAGUCUUCACCCAUCAAGCCGUCACCAAACCGGGAGACAUUGACGUAUGCGCAGGCUCAGCGCAUGGUGGAGCUGGAGGUGGAUGGACGUGUGCACCGAAUCAGCAUCUAUGACAAGCUGGAUGUUAUCACCGAUGAUGACCCCACAGCUCAGGAGAUUAUGGAAUGCAACAGCAACAAGGAGAACAAUGAAAAACCCCAGCAGGUCCUGGUGCGCUCUGUGCGCCUCAAAAACAACCAACAGAAAAAGAAUGCAGCACUCAUAGCCUCUCAAGGUGCCACUGGCACCCAUGGGAAUGCAAGUGGUCUGCUGGAGCCAAAAGUCAGGACGGUUGAGUACAAUCUGCCGGUGGUGCCGAAGAGGCCAGUGGCAUACUACAAAUAUACUGAAAGGACAGCAGAAGAACUGGAUGAGGAGGUGGAGUACGACAUGGAUGAGGAGGACUUCGCUUGGCUGGAAUUCAUGAAUGAAAAGAGGAAGAGUGAGGGCAUUAGCCAAGUGUCGCACAACCUUUUUGAAUUCCUCAUGGAUCGCUUCGAGAAGGAGUCAUACUUGGCCACGUUAGGCCGGAGUGACCUGCAGUCGUUGGUGGAUGAGGAUGCUGUUUGUUGCAUCUGCAUGGAUGGAGAUGGAGCAGAUAGCAACAUCAUCCUCUUCUGUGACUCAUGUAACAUUGCAGUUCACCAGGAGUGUUACGGUGUGCCAUACAUCCCUGAGGGUCAGUGGCUGUGCCGCCAUUGUCUACAGUGUCCAUCACGGCCUGCCGAGUGUGUCUUCUGUCCAAAUCGUGGUGGAGCCCUGAAGAAGACGGAUGAUGACCGCUGGGGCCAUGUGGCGUGUGCCCUGUGGGUGCCAGAGGUUGGCUUCUCUGAUACGGUUUUUAUUGAGCCGAUUGAUGGCGUCAGUAACAUCCCACCUGCACGCUGGAGGCUCACCUGUUACCUGUGUAAGGAGAAGGGCAUUGGUGCAUGUAUCCAGUGUGACAAGAUCAACUGUUACACAGCCUUUCAUGUCAGCUGUGCCCAGAAGGCUGGCCUCUACAUGAAAAUGGACCCUGUAAAAGAGGUGACUGAGUCAGGUGGCACCACCUUUUCUGUGAAAAAGACGGCCUAUUGCUGUGCCCACACGCCAGAAGGAUGUGACCGCCGGCCACUUAAUAUCUAUGAGGAACCACAUCCAAAAAAUGGAGCCUGCCACAAAAGGAAUGAAAAGAGAGCAAAGGCCCGGGCAAAAGGGUGGGCAAAGAAAAAGACCAAACGAGUUGAGCCAGAACCAGAGCCAGAACCUGAAACCCCAACUAACUCUGGACCAAGUAUCACUGCUUCAAGUUUCAACACCAUCCUGAACCAGGUGGCAGUCCAGAGGAAACGCCCGUUUGUCGAGCGGGUACUAAGCUACUGGGUGCUGAAGAGGCAGUCUAGGAACAAUGUGCCACUUAUCCGACGGCUACAGUCCAACCCCCAGCCACCAAAAUCCAAUCAGAUGGAGCACCGAGCAGAGACAAACCAGGCGCUAAAGGAGCAACUUAAGGAAUGGCAUCGCCUCCGCCAUGACCUAGAGAGAGCCCGCCUACUCCUGGAGCUCAUCAGGAAGAGGGAGAAGCUGAAAAGGGAGGAGAUGAAGCUGCAGCAGUCGGUCCUGGAGGCCCAGCUGACCCCGUUCAACAUCCUCCUGAGAGCUGUGCUCAGUCAGCUACAAGAGAAGGACCAAUACAGCAUCUUUGCUCAGCCCGUUAGCGUCAAAGAGGUUCCAGACUAUCUGGACCACAUCAAGACCCCUAUGGACUUCUCCACCAUGAGGAAACGUAUAGAUGCUCAUGGCUACCAAAGCCUGGGGGAGUUUGAGGCUGAUUUCAACCUCAUCAUCACAAACUGCAUGACAUACAAUGCCAAGGACACAUUCUUCUACAAGGCUGCGCUGCGAAUGCAAGACCACGGUGGAGUCAUCCUGCGAAGGGCCCGCAGGGAAGCUGAAAGGAUCGGGUUUGACUUCCCCAGUGGAUUGCACCUGCCCGAAGCGCCGAAGAUUGAAGCUCUGCCCCCUUUUACCUGGGAAGACGUGGACCGUCUGCUGACCCCCUCCUACCGUCAGAUGACCCCUCUGGAGGAGCAGCUGAAGGAGCUGUUGGAGAAGUUGGACCGAAGCACGGCCAUGAAGCACAGCCCGUCUCGCAGCAAGAGGCUCAAGUUGCUAAAGAAAACCAUCAUGGAGGUCCGCAGUGAAAUAAGCCUGAAGAAGACCCUCCCAUCACCAUCUGUCUCCCAGGACCCUGGCCCUCUGCUUGUCAAGUCAGAGGAAAAAUCACUACCUGAACCUCCGGCAGUGCCCCACACAAAGGAGGAGAAGUCUUUACUGUCACCAGCAUUAGAAACAUUACCUUCAUCGCCGCAGCUCCAUAGUUCAUCUAGUGUGUCUGACCCACCCGCCUUGAAACCCAUCACACCCACCGUAGAUGAAUCUCCCAUGGAGCUUGAUGGCGGCAUCGACACAUCUACCUCACUGCCUCAUGAUGCCCCCAAUGGGCAUCUUCCAGAUCAGCUGCUCCCAAAUGCUGACCUCCACACUGAACCCUCUGAUGCUGGCAAUCGACGGACCAACAUUCUCUUCCGUAAGUCCAAAAGCGCCAGUCCACAGAAACCACCUAAAGUAGCAGAGGCACCUGCCGGUUCACCACCCCCGCUGGGUGCCAAAACCUUCCUGUCAGUAGUGAUCCCUCGUCUGGAGACCCUCCUCCUGCCAAAGAAAAGAACCCGCCGCAGCAGUGCAGACAGCGAGGAUAAUGACGAGACACCCAUUAAACGUCUAGGCACAGGAAUCAUGAAUGGUUUUGUGGUGGAGGAGGAGGAAUCAUCAAUGCCUACUCGUACUCUAGAGCCUCGACGCCGCUGCGCAUCUGAGUCAAGUAUUUCCUCCAGUGGGGAUGUCCUCUGUGGUACCAGCACGAAUGUGGUUUCUAAAAGCAGUAAGGGGCGGCCCGCUGCAGCUCGUAGGAGCACCGUGGAUGAUAAAAGCUCUCUUAUCAGCUGCAUGGAGAACGGAGAGUUCACCAAAGCUGCCAAGGUGUCUUCAGCUGUGUGGAAGCCUUCAGACACCUCUGCAUUUGUUCUGGAGCCUCUUAAACUAGUUUGGGCUAAGUGUAGUGGAUAUCCCUCCUUCCCUGCCCUGAUCAUGGAGCCCACACUGCGGAGGAUCCACAGCGGGGUGGAUCUUCCCAGGCCGCCGCGGGACGUUCUCAGAGCCGGAGAGCGGAUGCAGUUCAGGUCCGAAGAGAAACUCUUCCUCGUCCACUUCUUCGACAGCAGACGCAGCUGGCAAUGGCUUCCUAAAUCCAAGAUGGCUCCAUUUGGGAUCUAUCCGUCUCUGGACAGACUAAAGCUGAUGGAGUCGUGCUCCCCCUUCCAUAGAAAAGCUGUGCGGCUCGCCUUCGAUCAGGCCAUGGACCACUUGAGCCGCGUCUGUGGCAAGCCCAUGCCGAGUAAUGCCUCGGUCCUUACAGACUGAACUCCCUCCCUCCCAUCAUCCAUCUGUCUUCUUUGUUUUCAGUUGUUUGUUUCGAAAACCGAAUGCCGCAGAGACGCACAAGCACACACUCGUCAUGUUUACCAUUUCCUGUCGACUGGAGCCGGGUUGCUUUCAUGCCACAUCUGUCCUAAACACUGUAGCUUGAGACGGUCACCUUGUUUUGUCCAAGAGCUAUGCAACGAAAACAACACAGUUAGCGGGUGAAAAAAAAAAUCCAACCUGGGCUGUGAGGACCGAAAUGACGGGUCUAAACCUGAUGAAUGUGUCAGAGGUUGACCUCUGACCUCUUUUAAUGUGCUGCAAGACUGCUGCAACAAUCUCACUGCCAUAGUGCGUCCAUCAGUGUGUGUAUGUGCUGCAGCAGCUCCUGUAAAUACAAGGCCUGACACUAAUUUAUUCCUUUUUUUUUUUUUUUUUCAGCUGUUCAUCACAUAUUUAUAUGGUGGGAGGUGUGGGUGUUUCUGCUGGUGCUAUCUCCACAGAGAGACAAACUAAACUAACCUGCAUACUGUUUUUAUUUCACCUCCUUUUUUUACCGUUUUUGUAACUUAUUGAGUUGUCAGCUUCAAGUUCUCUUUGGCAUUAUUUUUUUUUUUGUUUGCGUGUGUGUGUGUGUGUUUAUUUUUUUUACUGAAUGUUUUUACAGGACUUCUUUAAUUUUUGUUUGUACAUAUUUAUAUAAAAUCUAUAUAGAAGUUUCAAAGUUUAAAAUGCCUGAAGUGCAUCAUUCAUACCGAAACCAAAAAAUCUGCUGCCCACAAGUUUUCCACUAAUGUGUUUUUUUUUUAACCAUCUUUUUUUAAGGGGUUGCGCCUUUCUCUGUGUGUUUGUGUGCUGUGGUGAGUUCAAGUGUCUUCUGUAAAACGUCACAUGGUCAUCUUUUCCACAUGAACAACAGUCAGCUGCAGGAGAGAAGAGAACGUGCCUGAACUAAUUUAUUGUAAAGCAGAAAUUGUUUAUGCAUCACUUUAUAGAGAGUAUGUAAGAAAAUACUACGGGCACAGUGGGGGCCCUCCUUAGGAGCCCCUCCUCUUCUUCUGUUGUUUUGUGAGGUUUUUAAUUUUUUUCUUUUUUAUUUUUCGAUUGAUAGCAUUAAUCUGAACGGUGAGGUGGUAGUGUUUGUUCUGUUUCUGUUUCUUUUGUUGGGGUAGUGUUGGCUGGACUUUGUGUUGUCUCAGCCCUCUGGAUGACAUUGUGUGUAAAUACAUUUGGUACUUUAGCUGAUUCUCUGGGAAAAAACCACAGUUAUAGCCAACGGGAGAUGCUGGGAUUUUUUAUACUAAAACACUGAAAAAUUAAAAUAUGUUAUUGAAUCACUGA